AUGGCAGACGACAUAGACAGCUCGCCGGUCUCCAGACCAGCGAGCAGCAGAGCAUGGAGCGAAGCCUCUUUCAUGACCGAGAGGCCUGAGUCGCCAACUGCGCAUCGUAGUAUCGCGCGGGAGAUCGAUCGCAUCAAGCAAUUGGUUCAGCGGACACAGAGCGGGCCUCGGCGCAAUGCCUCCGGUGGCAUGAUCACAGCUCAGGUCUUUCGAAGGCAAAGCUCCGCACCGGAAGAACCUAUAUCGCAUGCACGGGUACUACAGGAGCUGGACAGUCUCAAGAAACGCAUUCGCGAUGAGAAGCAGCUUGCUAGGCGAGCUUCCGAGGUCGAUCUGGAUAGCGACUCCGAGGCCGAAGAGUUCGGCACUACGGCGACCGUGGAGCCUGAUGAGACAGAAGAGGAGCUGGAGGGUAUACGGCAGGAGUUGCAACUGGUGAGGCAGCAAAGGGAGGAGUGGUUGGGUGCUGCGGAAGAGAGGAUCGAUAAGCUCAUGGAUGAGAAGGAGAGCUUGGCUGAGCUACUGGACGACAAUAGGAAUGAAUUGAGGGAGGCUCGAGGAGCUAACAAGUCCCUUGACGUGGCGCUAACAGAGGAGAGGUCGAGGAUCGAGACGCUGGAUCAGCAAGUCAAGGAUGUACAGAGGAGAUUGGACACUGCACAGUCCGAAGUCGCAAAACUGCGGACAUCGCAUGAGGAGACUCUGCAAACUCUCGAUAUCGAGCGAACGGCGAAGCAAGAGCUUUUCCAGCAACUCGAGGAUGUACAGACUUCUCUUGCAGACGUGCAGAAGCGAUUCGAUGAUUCAGACGAGGAGCGGCGAAAGCUGGAGUUCUUACAUAGCGACGCCGUACGAGCCCAACACAACGAGAGACGAGCAAAGGAGGACCUUUUCAAGCAGCUUGACUCUGUAGAAUCUUCAUUGACCGACGUCCGCAAAGAAGUCGAGCAACUCAAGGAGGAAAAGGAAGAGCGAAUUUCUGAGACCACUGACCUCCGUGAAUCGCUGACCAGAGCUAAUGAAAAAGAGGAGAACGAUCGCCGUCAAAUGACUGCCCUGCAAAAUGAAUUAGACGAUUUCAGGCAUGAGUUCGAGCAGGUCAAAGCACAGUCCCUCGAUUCGGUGCGUGAGUUGCAGGAGCGGAACGACUCAUUCGAGAAGCAACAACACGAUCAUGAGACGAAGCUGGCGGAGAGUGAUGCCCGUGUAGUUGAACUCGAGGAGAAGAAUGCACAGUCCGCUGAGUUGCUAACAAAGACGAAAGAGGAUGCCGAGGGUAGUGUGCGGAUUGCUGAGGAGCGUAGGAAGGAACUGGAGUCGCGCCACGACGAGCUGACGUCGGAGUUGCAGGACCUGCAGCAUAAGCACUCCGAGCUUAAAGGCACGUUGGGUGAGAGCCAGGAUCGCAUCGAUGAGUUGCUCGAGAAGAACGAUGGCGAGGCCAAGUUGCUCCGAGCAACGAUCGAGGAGCACGAAGCGAGUCGAAACGAGGCUGAGCGGCAACACCAAGAGCUGGAAGACCGACACUCUACCACGGAGACGGAGCUUGCACAGAUGAGAUCUCGUGCAGACGAGCUUGCCGGACAGCUCAUUGAAGCUGAGACCGCUGCAGCCAACUCCACGACCGAGCACGAAAGUCAGCGUGCGAAUUUUACCAAGGAGCUCGAACAGUAUAAGAGGAAAGUCGAAGAGGCUGCGAAUGAUGCGCAGCAGCACCAAUCUCGGGCCGAUGAAACGCGGAUCGCUCUCAAUGCAGAAAAGUCUCACGCCGAAAAAACUAGGAGUGAGCUCAAGGAUGCACAGUCUCAAAUCAGGCUCCUUACCAGCGAGCGGGAUGAGACUAAGUCUGCGCUUGAUACCGCCUCAGCUGAGACCUCGAAAGUGGUGGAGGCGCACAAUGGCGAGCUCGAGAAGCUGCGAAGCAAGCAUGUCGCUCAGCUACAAAAGCUGCAGGGUAAACACGAUGAUGCUCUGACACAAUCACAGCACGAGUUGGACUCGGUACGUACGCAACAUGCUCAGCUGCUGGAUCAGGCGACAUCGAAUCACGGAAAGGCCAUUGGGGCGCUGAAGGAGGAGCACCAAAUGUCCUCUGAAGAGUCCAAGGCAGCGUUUGAGAGUCUCUGCAAGCAGCAUGAUGAGAAACUGGAGGUUGUGCGAACUAAGCAUGAGGAUGCACUCCAGCACGUGAAGGAGCAGCUACAAAGCAGCCAUACCAAGGAAGUCGACUCUAUGCGUGAAAAGCAUGACGAGGUACUGUCGGAGGUCACUAGUCGGAUCGAGCAGACUUCUCGCGAUCAUGCCAAGGAGCUUGGCGUCCUGCGUUCUCAACACGAAGAGACUAUAAGCGAUCUCCAGCAGGCCGUGGAAGCUAGCCAGCAAAAGGCAGCAGAGGCAGCCAAGCGCCACAGUGAGGAAGUGGAGACAGCACGAUCGAAGCAUGCUGAACUCCUCUUGACUGUCCAGCGAGAUCUUAAAAGUGCUCAUCGAGAGGCAAAGGAGGCUACGUCUUACCAUGCGACCACACUCUCGACCGUGCAGAAAGAUCUUGAAGAUGCUCGAAAUGCUGCCAAAAAGGCUGCCUUGCAACAUGAUCGCACUUUGGAGACAGCAUUGGCUAAGCACAGCGACGAGCUCAACACACUACAGCAGCAGAUCGAGGCCAGCAAGAAUGCAGCAGCGGAGGCGACCAGGCGGCACUCCGAGCAGAUCGCCGAGCACCGUGCUGAGCACGACAACGCACUUUCGAAUCUGCAGCAAGAACUCGAGGCCAAUAACGCCAAGGCUAAAGCAUCAAGGGAGAAAUCUCAAGCCAAAUUGGCAGACCUCGCUGGUCGUCUCAGCAAAGAAGCGAAAGAUGGUCGCUCGCUGCGAGAUCAAUUGCAGAAGGGUGAGCAGUCGCAUCGAGAAUUACGAAAGGAUCUGGAGGCGACUAUCGCUGAGCUGGAGAGCAAGGCUGCGCACGCAGAGGGAGUAGCUGCGGGUGCCAAAGCAACGCUCAACGACGAUAGGGAUGUCUUCAGUGAGACGGUAGGCAGGCUUGACAAGGAACUCAAUGCGGCGCAAGAGGGGAGGCAGAAGCUGGACAAGCAGCUGGACCAGGCAAACAAGAGUAAAGCUGACCUGGAGUCGCGACUGGUCGAAUUGAAGCAGGGCAAGACUCAGCUGGAGAAGGACCUGGUUGAGGCGAAAAAAGGCAAGUCGGAGCUGGAGGAGCGAUCGAUGGUCGACAAUAACAAAUUCCAGGAUCAGGUUCGGGAUCUGGAGCAAAAGCUAAAGGUGGCGAAUAGCAACGUGGAGCAAGCUUCAGCAGAGCGGGAACGACUUGAUGCGGAGACGAGCACCGUGGUAGACGCCCUGAAGAAGGAUCUGGCAGAGACACGAGAAGUCAGAUCGAAUCUCGAGCGCCAAUCUGCGAUAGAAAGGGACCGGCUCGAAGCUCAGAUCAAAAGGCUCAACGACAAUCUCACGAAGGCGACAGGCGCUGCUAGCAAGGCAGAGGCUUCCAUGAAAGCCAAGGAGGCUGAGCUCGACGAGGAAGUGACGGCGCUUAAGGAUGAUCUGGCAGCAGCUCGAGAGACUAGAUCGCAACUGGAGAAUGAGACCGCUGCUGAGCAGAAGAACUUGCAAGACAAGGUGCACGGUCUCGAGGUCGAGCUCGAAAAGUCGAACAAAGCUGCCUCGGAAGCAGUUGCUUCCCUGCAGUCCAAGGAAUCUCAGCUUCGCCAAGAGACUUCGCAAUUGGAGGAGGAUCUGGCAGAAGCGGAGAAGGCAACGGCACAAAUCGAAGAGCGCUUUCUUUCCGAGAAGAAGGAACUCCAGGAUAGCGUUGAAGAUCUGAAGGACAGACACGAGAAUACUGCUCGUGCUCUUGAGAGUGCGAAGGCGACAUCAGCCAAUCUUACUGAACAAGUGAGCACGAGCCAAGCCGAUCUCGCAUCCGCAAAGAACGCCCUGUCUGCCUUCGAGGAGCGCUCAGCUGCUGAGAGUACUGAGUACCGUCAUCGGAUCGAGCAGCUAGACCAGGCCGCUUCUGAUGCUGCGAAGCAACACUCGGAUCUUGUAGCAGCGCACGAUGACAGCCUACGACAACUCAGCGGUAGCCAUGCUAGAGCACUAUCUGAACAGCACGAUGCGCAUGUCACAGAGCUGAAGCGGCUGAAGGAAGAGACAGUCGCUGCGACUGAGGACGCUGCUCAAGGACAUCAUGGUGCACUCGAUAGCCUGAGCCAGAGCCAUGCGGACGCCAUCAGUCACGCCACGGGUGAGGCUGAGAUCAAGCUGCGACAACUCCAAGACGGACAUAGCAAAGACCUCGAGCGAAUAGUUGCUGAGCACAAAUCUGCAUCGGACGCUGCGGAGCAAGCUCGGACGGCAGCGAAUGACAAGACGCGUGAACAGCAUGAGGCUGCUCUUGCCUCCGCACGUCAAUCCAGUGAUGCAAGGGUCUCGGCACUGACCAGCCAGCAUAGUCAAGAACGUGACAAGAUGACGGAACAGCAUCGGACGACUCUCGGGCAAGCCGAGCAACGGCAUACCGCAGCGCUAGAUGAGCUCCACAAGAGUCAUGACGCAGCACUCGACAAUGCAAAGAACAGCAGCCUUGUUGGUAUAGAGCUGCUUAAGCGCGAGCACAACGCGGCCUUCUUAAAGCUCGCCAACGAGCACAAGCAGGCUAUCGAUGCGGCUGCGCUUGUACACAAAGAUGAGAUUGAGGAUUUGCACAAGGAACGGGAGGUCGCCGUCGCUAAUGCAGAGAAGUAUAGCCAGGCCGGUUUGCAGACAGAGAAGACCAGGUUGACUAGCGAACACAGCCGUGCCACUGAUGCUGCCGAGGCGAAACACCAAGCAGAUCUGGACGAGAUUCGCCACAAGCAUGCAGCAGUACUGGCAGAUGCGGAGAAGCAGUCCCAGGACCAGCUGCAAAAGGAACGUGAGAAACAUUCUACUGAGGCCGAGGCGGGCAGCAAGGAGCAUGAUGCUGUGAUCGGUCAGGUCACAGAAGAUCUUACAGCUAAGCACCAAAUUGCUAUGAAAGUUCUGCAGAAGCAACAUAUGGAAGACGGUGACAGUCUGGAAUCAGCGCAUCGAAAAGCGUUGGAAGAGUCUAGUCAUGAACAUGACUUGACACUGCGCAAUGUCAGAGCUGAACAUGCGCAAGACCGCGGACAGCUUCUUGCGGAGCAUCAGCAAACCUUGGAGCAGCAUACGGCCGAGCACGAAACACAAUUGCAACAGCUUCGCGAUCAGCACGACCAGGAUCGGGUUCAGCUUGUUGCUGAGCACGAAGCGGUCCUGCAGCAGCAUGCGGAUGAGCAUCUUUCUGGAUCGCAGCAAGCCCGCGACGGACAUGGCCAAGAGCUUGCAAAUCUGGUCACCGAGCAUGAGCAGAAGUUGCAACAGGCUGCUUCCGAACAUGAGUCUCAGCUACAGCAACUUCGUGAUCAACACAGCCGGGAUCAAGAUUACGUGAACGACGAGCACAGACGACGGUUGGAAUCGUCAGAUGAGUGGCACCAAGUCGCUUUACAAGACGCCAAGACUCGAAAUAGCCAGGAGAAAGACCAGCUUACACAGGAUCACACAUCUGAGUUGGAGAGACUUGGGAGCGAUCAUGCAAACCUACUACGUGAGACUGAGGACGCGCAUGACCGCAAGCGUACAGAUAUGGAGAUACAAAUAGCGGACUUACGGGCUGAGCUUGAACAUCUGGCUUCGUCGCACGAAGCCCAGACACGAGCGUUGUCAGAACAGCACGGUGGCAAGCUGAGCGUGAGUACAGUAGCACUUGAACAAGCAAAAGCAUCCUUGGCAGCAGCGAAGUCGGACUCCGAGACGUCUAUCAAAGGCAUACGAGCCGAGCAUGCGGACAAGAUGCUAAAGCUGGAGACAGGUCUAUCAUCCAAAGCAGAUGAGACAGCUAAAGCUCAUGAAGCUGAUUUGCAAAGUGCUGUUGCGAAAGCCAUUGACGAGACCAAGGAUGCUGCUCGAGACCAGCUUAAGGAGCGUUUGGCCGAGACUGAUUCUGCUGCUGAGAUUCGCAUUGCUUCUCUUCGCCAGUGCGAUGCGGCAGAGCUUGCGGAAGUUCGUAACGCGCAUACCGCUGAGGUCGAAACUUCUCGAAAAUCUUUAGCUACAGCACGAGCGGACCAAGUCGCCAUGAAUGCUGAACAUGAAAGGGCUAUGGCCGAGAUGCAGGACAAAUUCAAUGAGCAGCUUGCACAGCUGAAGACCAAACACAAUUCCGAGAGUCAGAGGGUCGUUGCUGAAGGCCAAUCCGAGAGACAGCAGCUCGUGGACAAACAUCAGGAGACAACCUCAGGUUCUGAGGCUACGCAAAAGGCACAUAUGACCGAGCUAGAAGCGAUAAAGUCCAGAUUGUCGGAAACCGAAGCUCGUCAUACCGCUGAGCGGGCCAGCAGAGACGCUCAACAUUCCCAGACAAUACGUGAUUUGAAUGCGACUACAGACGAAGAAAGAGAGAUCCUCAGGCGAGAGCACCAGAUCGCAUUUGAACAGCUCGAACACUCUAUGCAGGAGAAGAUGCAUGCGGCGUUGGAGGUUCAACAGAAAUCAAACGAUGCCGUACAGUCGAGGCUCGAGGCGCACGUUGAACAAGCUACUGUAUCUCACGAGAAGGCCUUACGAGAUCACGAUCUCGAAUGGGUCGAUAAGGUUGCGGCCUUGAAGGAUGAUCAGGCAAAGAUCUCUGCUGCAGCUUUGAAAGACGGUCAGGCGACGACGGCGCACAAGAUUGAGCAGCUGCAGGCUCAGCACGCCGAAGCCUUACGGCAGGCCAUCGAUAGUGCUCGCACUACUGCGAUAGAGCGAGGCGAAGAAGCGCAGAAGGAGCAUCGACUUGCAUUGGACGAAGUUCUCGCCGAUGCACGGAAGGCUAGUGACACCGAGCUUGGUCGCCUGAAGUCUGCUCACCAAGAGAUAGUCGACCGAUUACGUAUCGAAUCAGACGAAACCUCCCGCACAAGCACUGCCGACCUCCAACAGAGUCACGAAAAGUCGCUUGCGACGUUCGCAGCUGAGCACGACUCUUCAUGGCAAGAAAAGUCACGACGUCGGGACGCAGACCACAGCAACGAGCUGGAAGAGCUUCGUGCUUCGCAUACCAGCGAGCUCAAUGUGUUACGAUCAGAUCUGGCACAAGCUAGCGCAUUGCUUGAGUCUGAAAGGGCGGCGUCCGUUGAGCGGCGAGCAUCAGAAGCACAGGAGAUCAAGAGCCAAAACGACGAAGCCAUUCAACGCCUACAGGGACAAUUAAGUCAUGCUGAAGCGGAAACAAUCAGCUUCCAGGACAAGCACAAGAUCAUCGCUAUGGAAGCGCAGACUCUGCAACAUCGACUUGACGAAGCGACUGAUCAACAAGCAAAGUCCGAACAUGCGCUCGCCGAGAGCCGGGGAGAGACCGUCGAUGCUGACAAGGCCGCUGUGGAUGCUAACGAGCCUCUACAGGCACAGCUCGACGCUCUGCAAGUAAAGCAUGAUGCCGCAUUACAGAAUUACGAGCAGGCCCAAGCUUCGCUGCGAGAGCUCCAGGAGCAGCAUGAUCGUGGGGCACACACAAAAGAAGCCGCAGACAAUGAUAACAUAGUUGCUUCGUUAGAGCAGAGACUUGCUCUGGCUGAGGAAGAGAAGGCCGAUGCAGUUGCUGUGCUUCAGCAGAAGCUGGAAGAAAAGAAUCAGCUCGCUGCACAGCACGAGAAGCUUGCGAAAGAACUAGACGACCUGAAGAGGCGCCAUGAAGCAUCGCUGUCCACAGACAAUUACACCGAUGUUCAAGUCCAGACUGAGCAGGCGGUCGUUUCGGGGGAGAUUUCAUCGGCCCCCGUGCACGAGGAACAGCCUGGCACGUCUACUGUACGCACGCGAGACGUCGGUUCCACAAGUGGUUUACAAGGCAAAGGCACUCUGCAUGACAAAGCCGUCGAAUUCUCGGCUACCAAUCGUGAUAGUGUCGACACAUACAGACCAUCGGGCUCUCGGGCUGAUCGCACUAAUGGCCGUGCUUCGAAGGCACAGUCUUUCGAGGACUACCUCCAGCAAGCCAAAGCCGAGCUCUCGGAACUGGGAAGUGUAAUUACUGCUAACGAGGCACUUUUCGCACAAAAGAUCCAGGAGCAUGUGGGAGACUUGCAGCGUGCAAAGGACCAGCUAGCUACUGAAUACAAGGAGAAGUUUGAUGGUCUAGUCGCCGAGCGGGACCGACUCGACAAGGAUGCCAUGUCACGAGGUGUUGCAGACUUUACGAAAGAACGCAAUCAGCUUGUUGCGGACUACGGCAUCGAGGAUGACGAGCCAAAUGCCCAGACCGCACUACUCACCAGCCUGCCGCUGAAAGAGGCUAAAGCUCUUCGGACUGCCGAAGAAAGGCUUGUAUCUGAAUACAAUCGUCGCAUCUCCAAGCGCAAGUCUCAGAUUGCUCUCAAGCAUGCCGAGGACUUCCACAGUCUUACUCAAGACUACGACCGCAAGAUCGCGGCUCUGAUGGUAGACAAGGAAAAUCUUGAGGGUGACCUCAGCGUCGAACCUUCACGUUUCGAACACGAUCGGGAUGAGCUUGACAAGUCUGUAAUACUUGAGUCAGAACGAGCGACAAGUGCUGCGAGUAGCCCUCGCGUCGUCAAGAGUGCUCCCGCCUUGUCUGACAAGGUGCGAAAUAGCGUAGGUAGUCCACGAGCGCAGGAGAAGCCUUUCCGCCCUGCAUCACCCGUGGCGCACGCAGAGCCUGAAAUCGAAGCUCGUCAGGCGUCGCCGUCAGCGCAACGAAUAGUGCCGGAGCAACCUCUCAACCACAAGGACGCACCAGACCUAUGA
Messenger RNA from Recurvomyces mirabilis, 8829 nucleotides. RefSeq lists its product as uncharacterized. The transcript has 2 exons. The coding region runs from base 1 to 8829 and encodes 2942 amino acids. The record is from RefSeq and is a predicted model, not a curated record. Lineage: Eukaryota; Fungi; Ascomycota; Dothideomycetes; Mycosphaerellales; Teratosphaeriaceae.